AUGUUCUUUUUUCGUUUUGGUAGAAAACAACGAAGAGAUGAGCUACUCCAAGCGCAACAAAAACGUGCUUCUGCACGUUUUUCAACACCGGAUAAUAUACAGAUGGAACGUUUGGAACGAUGUAAAAAUUGUUGUAAAUCAUUUACAACAUUUAUAUUUUCACGUGUUGGCCUGUGUUUACUUGUCGUGGCUUAUGCAUUUGGUGGCGGUGUGAUAUUUCAAUUUCUUGAAGCAACAGAAGAAGAUAAUGUUAAUAAAGUUCAACAACAUUUAAAUGCAACAGUUGAAAAAUUAUUUGAACAUAGUAUGAAUUUAACCGUUUAUCAUCAACCGAAUUGGACGGCAGUAGCUCGAGAAAUACUCGAAGAAUAUCAAAAAGAUAUUGUUCGUCAAACAAAACGUGGUUAUCAAGGUGAACGUCUUUCCGACGAUGCUAAACAAUGGAAUUUUCCAGAAGCAAUUCUUUAUGCGAUAACAGUGAUUACAACAAUUGGCUAUGGACAUAUUACUUGUAAAACAAAUUAUGGCAAAAUAAUGACCAUGAUCUAUGCUAUAUUUGGUAUUCCAUUAAUGUUGUUGUGUCUAGCAAAUAUCGGUUCAACAAUGGCGGAUGCAUUUCGUUUUAUUUAUUGUAAUAUAUGUUGUUCAUAUUGUCAUAUGGUAAAAAAACGUCGAAAUCUUCGAGCUUUACAAUCCGUUGAACGGUCGCAUGCGGCAUCAUCGUCAAUUCCACAAUCGUCAACGACAACAACAUUAUGCUCACAUAAUCCUCAAGCAACUACAAAUAGUCUUGAACAACAACAAUCAACACCUAAUCUUGUGGAAUUCGUUGAUAAUCUUAGUUUUGACUAUCGUAAAGUCACCAUACCGAUUAGUGUCACACUCUCGCUGCUGUCAUCCUAUUUGAUAUUGGGCGCUUUACUUUUUAGCGAAUGGGAGAAAUGGAAAUUUUUAGAUGGAGCUUAUUUUUGUUUCGUCACACUGGCAACCAUCGGUUUAGGUGACCUUGUGCCUGGUAAAUCUAUAGAAUCCACACAAGUCGAAGGUAAACUUAUAAUAUGUGCACUUUAUGUGCUACUUGGUUUAUCAUUAAUGGCCAUGUGUUUUAAUUUAAUGCAAGAAGAAGUGCGUGCAAAAUUUCGACGCUUAGGAAAUAAACUCGGUAUAAUUGAUGAUCCAAAUUAUUGGUAG
This is a messenger RNA of Rotaria socialis, 1191 nucleotides long. Lineage: Eukaryota; Metazoa; Rotifera; Eurotatoria; Philodinida; Philodinidae. The record is from the annotation of a GenBank genome assembly.